AUGCUGGAAUGUGUGGGGUUUGGGCAACCCACGUACAUUCCGAGCUCUGAGAUUCCUUAUAGAGAUAAAAAGCCUCGCAUCAUCUUUUCGUCGGAGACCAAAAAGACGGUGCGCCAGAUGGAGUGUGUGCAACGGCAGUUAGGUAUGAUGGGGUGUUUCAGUGUUGGGAGAGAAGGCAGGGCGGGGGGUUUAGCGUUGUUAUGGCAGCACAAAGUGGAUGUAUCUAUUCUGUCUUAUUCGCCAAGGCAUAUUGACGCUAUUUUAAAGGGGGGUGGAUAUGGAGACUUUUCGUUUUACUGGGUUUUAUGGGAAUCCUGA
Prunus armeniaca (apricot) is the source of this 318-nucleotide messenger RNA. Lineage: Eukaryota; Viridiplantae; Streptophyta; Magnoliopsida; Rosales; Rosaceae. The record is from the annotation of a GenBank genome assembly.